Psylliodes chrysocephalus is the source of this 1386-nucleotide messenger RNA. NCBI's taxonomy places the organism in Eukaryota, Metazoa, Arthropoda, Insecta, Coleoptera, Chrysomelidae. The record is from the annotation of a GenBank genome assembly.
GUUUUUUUCAUUGAACUCAGUUAUAAAUACUAGCCAAUCAGUUGGGUUACCAUCAAAGGUAAGUAAUGAUCUAUCUAUAACUUAUCUUUAUAUUAAAUAUUCUCAUGCAGCCAUAAAAACACGUAAAGAAAUCAGUUCGGUCGCCGAGCCAUGUAAAACUAGGAAGAAGGUACAAAUUUUAUGAUUGAUUCUAGUAUUAUUUGAUACAUAUGCAGGAUGCCAGAGUGACACUCUUGGGCAACUUAUCGAUGGUCCAAAUGGGGUCAAAAAACAGAAAACCCCCAUUGUAUUGCGAGUGAAAGGAAGUUGGGUGACUAAAUUAAAUAUUUGUGGUUUAUUAAAUGUUUAUUAUGUUUAUGUGGUGUGCUAAAAGUUGUGGAAUAAAAGGGAAAACAAGAUAUGAUAGAUGGCGAAGAAUCAAAGAUAGUGCAUACGUUUUACAAAGAGAAAAAUAGUAAGAAUUAAAUCUCAUGAAGAAGAUAGGCAGAUAAACUAAAACAUGUAUGAACCCUUUGGUCAUUGAAGACCACAAUAAUGGUAUUUUUAGUGUACACAGUGGCUGUAUUGAAAAUACACAAGUAAAUGUGGAUGAUGCCGUAUGCCUCAGAGAAAAACAACGACAAAAAUUUAAGGAAUCACUGCCAAAAGAAUGUUCCUUUGGAAAAGAAAGUUGUCACUUUGUCAAAUCCCAGAAACAUAUGUUGGUAUAGCAAACAAGUGUCUAUAACACAGAAAAUUUGAUGAACUGUACCCUACCCAACAGUUCAUACUCUAGAAACCCAAGCAAACUCAUUGUUAGCAUUACAUUGUCUCACUGGCUAUGAUACCUCGUCACAAUUUUUGUAGAAUUGUAGAAUUGAAAAGUCUAAAGCUUUACAAGUCAGAUUUGGUAUUGAAGCUAAGCAUUUAGGUUGUGUAGAAUCUUUAAUGCCACAAUAUAUUGCAGAGUACACAAGCUUCAUUGCUCAUUGAUACGACUACAAGAAGACAGUUUACAACAUGUCAGAUGUUCGAUUAAAAGUGAGGUUAUCUAAGAAAAUUCUUUCUAAAAUUAAGAACCUCCCUCCGACAACAGAGGCAUUUAAACUCCAUGUAAAACGAUGCCAUUUCCAUGCUUGCACUUGGAACGCAGAAGCAUCUUCGUUUUCUCCAUCUUUAAAUCCAAUUGAUUAUGGAUGGGCAAAGAAUAAAGCAACACACUCUUUGGUGCCCAUCCAACUUUUAAGUAACAAAAAAUUAACACCACCAAAAUUACUGAAAAGUUUAAGAUGUAGCUGUUCAAGCGAGGAGUCAUGUUCAAUAGCAAGGUGCAGUUGCACACAUGUAGGUCUGCCUUGUAACUAAUUUGGGCAAGCGAAGGCGGACAAUUAUGUGACAGUUUCAAGA